GCAUAUGUAUAAGGAGAAUAGUUAUGAGCUGCAACUGGAUAAAGAAAAGCCUGAGUACCGUGCGUCGCCGACCUUCCGGACGAAUCCUUGGUAUCCAUAGAGAAGCAUAGCGAAAGAAGAAAGUUGAUGAAAGAAAGAAUUUCCAAGUCCUUAUUUCUUUAGUUCGAUAGAAGAAGAAUGGAGAACGUUAAACUUCACUAAAGAAAAGCCUAAGUACCGUGCGUCGCCGACCUUCCGGACGAAUUCUUGGUAUCCAUAGAGAAGCAUAGCGAAAGAAGAAAGUUGAUGAAAGAAAGAAUUUCCAAGUCCUUAUUUCCUCAGUUCGAUAGAAGAAGAAUUGAGAACAUUAAAGUCCAGAGCUUAAUUAGUAAUACCGUGUAUACACUUAAAUAACGAAUAUUGAAACUACUGUACACUUGAUUAGCUAUACAAUUAGAUUCGAAUCACGAUAAGCGUUAAAUUUCACGCGCGAAGGAAGUUAUCGCAACACUUUCGCUAUUUACAAUCGUUGUUAUCGCGUUACCUGAUAAGAGAUAAGACAUCGCCAGUCUCUACAGUCCGACCCGAUGAAUCGGCGCGAGUGUACAAAGAUACUGUUGUUCCAUCGAAAGUUGAACAAUGUCGUGUGUCUCGGCGGGCAAGAAGGGAAAGAAGCCGCGUAUGUGUCGGUGUUUGUCGACGACGAAGGCUUGCAAACCUAAAUAUUUCUGGACCUGCAUCCUGCCCUGCCCGGGCGAUUACAUCAAGCACCCGGUUCUUUACGAACUGUCGAGCAAGUAUGGAGUGGCUGGCAGUGACCAGGUGCCCUUGCCGGUUCGUCUCGACGAGCUCCGGGAGCACAUACGCCGAGAAAUACGCAAGGAGUUGAAGAUAAAGGCUGGCGCUGAGAAGCUGAGGGAAGUGGCGACCGAUCGUAAAGCGUUGUCGGACGUGGCGUCGAUCGUGAAAAAGUCGAACAGUAAGCUGAACGAGCUCCAGGCCGAGCUUCAACAGCUCGAGAGUCAAAUUAUAUUGACGCAGGGCCAGCCGCAGUCGCCCCAACAAAAUCACUCGAACGGUCAAGACACGCCUCUGUCACCAAUGGGGCCGUCGUCGCCGAGUCAGGAGGGUCUAUUCACGGAUCUUCGUCUUUUGUCCUUGGAGAAGCAGCUCAAUAUCGAACUCAAGGUGAAACAAGGGGCGGAGAAUAUGAUACAGAGUUUAACUAGUGGCAGGGACAAGAAACUGCUACAGGAGGCUCAACAAAUGCUGGACGAUUCUCGGGCGAAAAUUGAGUUCCUAAGGAUGAGAAUAAUGAAAGUGCGACAAGCACGUCAGCAGCAACAUGCACGGGGCGAUGCACCACCGCCGAAUGGCGAGGCGACUAGCAAUAAAGACAGGUACGAGCCAAGCUUGGAGCUCGCGUUGGAGGAGCGGGUGGAGGAGCUACGGCAUCGUUUGCGAAUCGAGGCAGCUGUCGUGGAGGGAGCUAAAAACGUGAUACGUCUUCUGCAAAGUGCCAAAGUCGCUGAUAAGAAGGCCUUAACGGAGGCUCAAGCAAGUCUUGCAGAAUCGAGUAGAAAAUUGGACCUAUUGAGAUUAUCCCUCGAGCUUAGACGACAAGAAUUGCCACCAGACAGUGGCACAGCAGCACAGUUGAAGAGGGAACUAGCUAGUGUUCAAUCAGCCAGUCCAGUCCCGGUGACUUACACUUCCUUGCAACCGUUUCGUGGUCCUCUGGAGGGCAGAGCGACUGUGCCUGCUUCGGUCUCAAGAUGUGCAGCUGUUACUGGACAAUUAGAGGUACGAUUAAUGGGAUGCCAAGACCUGGCGGAAGAAGUACCUGGACGUACGAGAAGGGAACAUCCGGCGAGUCCAGAUUUACGUAGUUUUGUUAAAGGAGUUACAGGGCGCAGUUCGAGCAAAUCGUACAGUGUUAAAGAUGAGACUAGUAAUGAUAUUAUGGCGGUUAUUAAACUGGACAACCAAACGGUAGCGCAAACUAGUUGGCGACCAUGUUCCCAGCAGGCAUGGGAUCAAAGGUUUUCCAUCGAACUAGACAAGUCGAGGGAACUCGAGAUAGGCAUUUAUUGGAAAGAUUGGAGAUCUCUUUGUGCUAUAAAGUUUUUACGUUUAGAAGAAUUCAUCGAUGAUGUGAGACACGGGAUGGCCCUGCAGUUGGAGCCACAGGGCCUUCUGUUUGCCGAAAUAAAGUUCUUGAAUCCUAUGAUCUCGAGGAAGCCCAAGUUGCAAAGGCAACGAAAAAUCUUUAAGCAGCAAGUGAAAAAUUUCCCGAGAGCUAAUCAAAUGAAUAUUAACGUUGCCACUUGGGGUAGACUUUUAAAACGAUCCGCGCCCUCGUUACACAAUACAAGAAACUCUGAAAGUCCACCAUCAGGAGCGCAACCUCUGCAGCUUGUUUUCGACACCUCGUUGGAAGACAAACCCGAGACACCUGGAGAAUUGCCCGAUCCAGAGAAAGGAGGUUUGGGAGGAGCUAGACCUUUGGGACUAUCAACCUCUAGUAGUAGUCCCACACUGCCACGUCCUCCGGAACAUCCUCCACCUCCACCGCCCACCGUUACAAAGAAACCCUCGUUGCCAGCACCUCCACCCCCACCGAAACUAGAUCAAGAGUUACAGAGUGCAUUAAGGGAGUUUGAUUUUCUGCACAACGAGGAAAAGGGGGGGCCUCAGGGCGCAAUUUUGAGGCCUCUUGUAACAGAGCCUCGUCCCGUGCUGAUCGCACCACCCUCUCCACGCACACCCUCGCCCCAACCUGUCGUCGAGUUUCCUGAAGAUGAGGUCGUGUACGAAAUGCCGAGCAAGCCUUCUCAGUACAGGGAUAGUGCCUACGAAUCCAGAAGACACUCGCAACUCACUGGAAUGACCAUUGACAACUUUAGGCUACUCUCUGUACUUGGACGUGGUCAUUUUGGGAAAGUGAUCCUUUCGCAAUACAGAAAUACAGGGGAAUAUUUUGCAAUAAAAGCUCUGAAAAAGGGUGAUAUAAUAGCGAGGGACGAAGUAGAGUCGUUGCUUUCAGAGAAAAGAAUAUUCGAGGUGGCCAAUGCUACCCGUCAUCCUUUCCUUGUAAAUCUGUUUGCUUGUUUCCAAACCGAGGCACAUGUUUGUUUUGUGAUGGAAUAUGCAGCUGGAGGAGAUCUUAUGAUGCACAUACACGCGGAUGUGUUUGGGGAACCAAGAGCUGUAUUUUAUUCGGCCUGCGUAGUGUUAGGUUUACAAUAUUUGCAUGAAAGUCGAAUCAUUUACAGAGAUUUGAAAUUAGAUAAUUUACUAUUGGAUACGGAAGGAUAUGUAAAAAUUGCUGAUUUCGGUUUGUGUAAAGAAGGAAUGGGAUAUGGUGAUAGAACGGGAACAUUUUGUGGUACACCAGAAUUCUUAGCACCCGAGGUUCUUACCGAAACCUCGUACACACGAGCUGUUGAUUGGUGGGGUCUUGGUGUAUUAAUAUUUGAGAUGCUUGUUGGUGAGUCACCGUUCCCUGGUGAUGACGAAGAAGAAGUAUUUGAUUCUAUUGUGAACGAUGAAGUUCGGUAUCCGCGAUUUCUUUCUUUAGAAGCGAUAGCAAUAAUGAGAAGGUUACUGAGAAAAAAUCCUGAUAGAAGAUUGGGUAGUAGUGAAAGAGAUGCUGAAGAUGUUAAGAAACAAGCAUUCUUUAGGCACAUAGCUUGGGAUGAUUUACUUCUGAGACGUGUAAAACCACCGUUUGUUCCAGUAAUUCAUUCGGUGGAGGACGUUAGUAAUUUUGAUGAAGAAUUUACAUCGGAAAAGCCUCAAUUAACUCCGCCUAAAGAUCCUAGGCCGCUUAAUGAUUUAGAACAAAUGCUAUUUAAAGAUUUUACGUACAUGGCUGACUGGUGCUAGCCAUAAUGACGGUAAUCGUCUUUUUUGUUAAAUUUGAUACACGAAACGAUUAGCGUUCUAUUACUUUUUCAGACAUCAUUUUAGGGGCAAUCAAAUCGCAAUUAACAACAUCGAUAGUUAUAGAUGUAUUUGUUUAACUUUCAAAAUAAUAUGUUCCACAUUUGAUAUUUAAUAGUGUUAUUGAUUGUACAGAUGUUUUAUUUUUUAGUGCUUAAAAGUAUCAGGCAUAAAGGAUUUAAAAAAGAUACGUUUAAAUGUCGAAUCUCAGGUUUUUAAUUAAUGUGUAUGAAUUUCAGACUUUUAACUCGUAGUUAUAUAAUUCAGGUUUACAUUUAUCGCAAUUAAUUUUCAAUAUGCAAUGUAAUAAAUACUUAGAGUUACUUGAAGUAUCUUAAUAUUGAGAUUUAAUCAAUUGAAAUCCCGGAAAAGAUACAUAAAUUGUACAUGUACUUUUUUAACGUUGUUCGUACUUUGAUACAGAGAUACUAUUUGCAAUUAAACUUUAUAUCGUUCGAUUCAAUAUUCAUCAGAUUUCUUAAUCAUGAUUCUAGAUAUUAACUAAAUGUCUAAAAUGAUAUCUGUUUAAAGUAUUAUUUUACAAUUUUCACUUAUGCACAUUUAUUUUUAUGUAUAGUGAACAUUUUUCCAGCCACUCAACAAUUGUAUCCUUAACAUGAAAAAAAACAUUCAUUGUAUAAACAUAUUAUGAUUUAUAAAAUGCAAAAAAUAAAUCAAAAGGUAGUUGUAUUUGCUCAUGCUCAUGUGAUAGGGAAUUAAAUGAAAAGAUGGCACGAUCUAUAAGUGUUAAGCAAUAUAAACAUAGUUAACACUGGGCGCUCUAAUUACAUUAGUUACGUGUACGUAAUUAUUAACAAAAUCAGAAAAUUGAAAUCUGUUAUUUACAAUAACAUGUAACAAUCUAACUAUAUCAGUUCAUUUUUUAAAUGAACAAAUUUCUACCGGUUUGAUUCCUACACAAUCUUCUUAUUCAUUUUAAUACAUUAAUUAGUUACAUAUUUUCACAUUUCUAGUAUGUGAUAGAAUAUUUCUGCUCUAGAUAUACUUUGUAAAUAUGUAACCAAAUCCUAAAAAGUAAAAAAAAAACAUAACAUUAAUAAGUACAAUGUUUCAGCUUGAUACACU
Molecule: messenger RNA, 5010 nt
Organism: Osmia lignaria (orchard mason bee)
Lineage: Eukaryota; Metazoa; Arthropoda; Insecta; Hymenoptera; Megachilidae
Source: RefSeq, a predicted model, not a curated record